Messenger RNA from Periophthalmus magnuspinnatus, 13776 nucleotides. RefSeq names its product intermembrane lipid transfer protein VPS13B-like. The record is from RefSeq and is a predicted model, not a curated record. Bases 145 to 12276 code for a protein of 4043 amino acids. The transcript has 69 exons. Lineage: Eukaryota; Metazoa; Chordata; Actinopteri; Gobiiformes; Gobiidae.
ACGUGUGGAUGUUUACGGAUGACGUUGGGCAGGAGCUACACAGCGAUGUGGCUAGCACUGCUUUUCGGGAUGAAUUUGAAUAAUUAGCCUACAGAUUUCGUAAAAUUUCCAGGUAGAAAAAGCGGUAAGAAGGGCUGAGGCAAGAUGUUGGAGUCCUAUGUUACACCGCUCCUGAUGAGCUAUGUCAACAAAUACAUCAAGAACCUGAAGCCGUCUGACCUGCAGCUCUCCCUGUGGGGCGGGGAUGUGGUCCUUAGCAAACUAGACCUCAAACUGGAUGUACUGGAACAGGAGCUGAAGCUGCCCUUUACAUUCAUGAGUGGUCACAUACAUGAGCUGCGGAUCCAUGUGCCCUGGACCAAACUUGGCUCUGAGCCUGUUGUCAUCACAAUCAACACCAUGGAGUGUAUCCUCAAACUACGGGAUGGAGCCCAGGAUGACCAUGAGAGUGGGUCCAGCUCCACCAGUCGCAGUGUGUCAGACAGCUCCAAGGCCAUAGCCAAGCCCCGACGCAUCCAGCAGACUGCCCCGAGUGACCCAGACCUACCCCCAGGAUAUGUGCAGAGUCUGAUCAGGCGGGUGGUGAACAAUGUCAACAUCGUGGUGAACAACCUAAUCCUGAAGUAUGUGGAGGACGACAUCGUGUUGUCUGUCAAUAUCACAGCAGCCGAAUGCUAUACUGUGGACGACAUGUGGGAAAGGGCUUUCAUGGACAUCACUGCUCCAGAACUUGUGCUGAGGAAGGUCAUCAAUUUUGCCGACUGCACAGUCUGCCUGGACAAGAGGAACGCCAGUGGGAAGAUCGAGUUUUACCAGGACCCUCUGUUAUACAAGUGCUCCUUCAGGACACGGCUUCACUUCACUUAUGACAAUAUCAACUCCAAGAUCCCAUCAGUCAUCAAAAUUCAAACAAUGGUUGAGAGCCUGAAGUUGUCCAUAACGGAUCAGCAGUUGCCGAUGUUCAUUAGAAUAUUAGAGUUGAUUAUUGCCCUUUACUACGGGGAAAUUGGAGGACACAAAGACGGAGAAGGAGAAGAGGGGAGUGGGCAUGUCAAAGAAGCAGGAUUGAAUUUAACCGGUGUGGAUGUGGAUAUGGAGAGCCCUAUGUCUAGUCCAGACCUCUACAUGCACUCGGCCAACACUCCAGGAGAGCCAGACCAGGGCUGGGUGUCCUGGGCUUGGUCCUUUGUACCAGCCAUUGUAGGAGCAGAGGAGGAAGGUGAAGAACUUUAUGAGGAACAAGAAGGAGGAGGCAUCACUAAAGGUCCUCAUCAACACACUCCCAAAGACCCCAUAGUGUCCAUUGGUUUCUACUGUACCAAGGCUUCAGUUACAUUCAAGUUGACUGAGACCCAGUCGGAAAGCAGCUACUACAGUCCUCAAAAAGUCAAGUCCAGAGAGGUUUUGUGUUUGGAAAAUGAGGGAAUUACUAUUGAGGUGCUGAUGAUGGGAGAGCCCUUCUUUAAUUGUCAGAUUGGGUUUGUGGGUUGCCAGGCACUCUGCCUGAAAAGCAUCAUGGGAGUUCGAGACUUUGAGGAAAACAUGAACCGAAAUGAAAAGGAUGCAGUGUUCUUCUCAUGUGGGGACAGCCUGAGCAGUAAAGGUAUGACGUACCUCACUAACUCCUUAUUUGACUACCGAAGCCCAGAGAACAACGGAGUGAGAGCUGAGUUCAUCCUGGAUGCUGCUAAUCACAAGGAGACCUACACAGAGAUAGCAGGCAUGCAGCGCUUUGGUGCUUUCUACAUGGAUUACCUUUACACAAUGGAGAACAGCAGUGGAAAAGACAUGCAGGAGGUUUCACUCAUUAGUGCAGAGGAGCCUGUCCCAUCUUUCCAAGAGACGUCUAUUAAGCGGCUUGUAGUUGGACCUCUGGAUGUUCAGCUUCACAGCAGCGCAGUUCAUCGCAUCCUCAAGAUGGUCACGUGUGCCAUGGAUCAUGAGUAUGAGCCCUACUGUAAACCCCAGCAAGAAACCAUUGAGGAGAGGCAUGCUCCACCUACGUCUGAUGAAAUAGCAAAAUUGGAAGAGUUUAUUCCAUCUAGAUUGACAUGUCUAACUUUUCAUCAAGUUUCUGUGACUAUUUCAAUGGCAGAAUUCAACCUUCUACAUACACUAAUGCCAAUUAUCAUGGGGCAAAAGGCUGUCCAGGUGCCUCUCCAUAUACCAGUGUUUCAGCCUGUGCGUCCUCUUCCAUCAGUACAGUUCAAAGUGGAAAAAGUAAAUGUUGAACAUUCAGUGCCUAUGUAUGCUCCAGAACUCAUCAGCACUGUGAGCAGUCUGAGUCAGCCUUCAGACAACCUCCUGCACCAUUGCUAUGCACAUCUCUACCUCAAGGUGUUUGGUUUUCAGACUGGUUUGACAUGUCAGGCCAGCACUGGGGCCUUCCUCCCUCUCAUCACCGUCAUCCCCUCCUUCAGUACCGCUCUCUAUGCCAAACUGAUACAGCUGCCGGGAUACUGGACCAAGCGAUCUUCAGUCCCGACAGCAGAGUGUAUUUUUGAGCUUCCACACUUCACUGUACAGGCCACCAGAGCCCAGACGCUAUUGCUGCAGGCUAUUUACCAAAGCUGGACGCACAGUGUGGUGACAGGGGUUCCACAGGCGCUCAACGAGAGUCUACUCAAUGAAGUAUUCAAAUCCCCAGGUGUGAAAUCUCAAGGCCUGUCACCAACUCUCGAGGGCUCGCUCCAAAACCUGGAGUUGAAGCUGUGCAGUCGUGCGACGGUGAAAUGUGCGUCUGGGACCGUGGGAGCCGUAAAAGUGUGCGCCAGGACUCCAGGUUCGGGAGAGGGGGUGAAGGAGAAGCUGGUUCCUCUGAUCCAGGGUCCAUCUGACACCAAAGAGCUGCACAUGAGCCGCUGGCUUAAUGAGAUCCGCAAGCCUGAGUCUCUGCUGGCCCCUGACCUGCUGGCGUUCUCUGUGCAAGUCCCGCAUCACGCAGAUGAUUGCAGGAACUCCGGUGCAGUGCUUCUAGUCAGCGUCCAGGGCAUAGCUGUCAAUGUGGACCCAGUCUUCUGCACUUGGCUGCUGUACAAUCCUAACCGGGGGAGCAGCAGACAGCAGCAAACCACUUCUGGACCAGUCCCACUGGUGAAGAGGAAAGACGAUGAAGUCUCUGUUGGGAGCACACCACUGGCCAAGCAAACCUCCAAUCAGGCAUCAGACUAUGCUAGCAGUCCAGUCAAAACCAGACUGUCACAGCUGCUGGCCCCUACACAGCAUACCUCUGCUCCUGAGAAGCCCGUUUCUGAUCUGGCUGAACUCCUGAAGGUUGGCCCAAAGUCCCGCCCUCUUUCCAUCCCAAUGAAAGUGAUGCCCGAGAGCCCAGCUGUGGAGUCCUGGACUGCUUCAGAGGAGAGAGUGAAGGAGCUCAUCUCUCAGGCUUGGGACGCUGUAAAGCGCCUAACUCUACAGUUGGAGUUUCAGGCCUGCUGUGUGUUCCUGCCCAAUGACAGCCUGCCGUCCCCCAGCACCAUCAUCUGUGGGGACAUCCCUGGAACUGUCCGGAGCUGGUACCAUAAUCAGGCGGCCAUGCCCGGGACUCUGGUGGUCUGUCUGCCCCAGAUCAGCAUCCUGAGCACAGGACACAAGUACAUGGAACCACUGCAGGAGUUGCCCUUUGUGGUCUCCAGGCCCAUAUUAGAGGAAGGUGAUGCUUUCCCUUGGACAAUCAGCCUGAGUCAGUUCAGUGUCUAUACCCUCCUUGGAAAGCAGCAGAGCCUGAGCCUGCUGGAGCCUAUGGGCUGCACCUCUACACUGGCUGUGACCUCCCACAAACUGCAGGGUUCAGAGGGCAGGCAUUCCUUUGUGGUGUGCCUCCAUGUGGAUCUACAGCCGGUCCAUGUCAAGUUCUCCAAUCCACAGGUCCAGCUGUUGUAUGAGCUGCUUCUGUCCUGGAGCUUCACUUGGGCCCGCCUGCAGAAACGUGGCUUCCUCCGUCAAACCUCCAACGUCCCAGAGCUGCCUGUAGUGGGCGCUCCAUCCUCCCCUGUACGCAGCAGUGCUGGAACUGCCCCACCGGACACCAGCACCUGCAGCCCCUCUGCGGACUUUGGGUCUCCCACAGAGGGGGAUUCUGUGCCAGCCGGAGAUGACAGUCCAUUUGCUGACACAGUCACUUUGGAGCAGAAGACCAGUACCAUUGGAGGCACCAGUGGGAAGGUCAGCCUGUGGAUGCAGUGGAUGUUACCAAAAGUCACUAUCAAACUUUAUGCCCCUGAUCAACCUGCCAAGAAAACAGAAAUCUGUGUCAUCAGUGAACUUGAAGACUUGAGUGCCUCUGUGGAUGUUCAAGAUGUCUACACAAAGAUCAAAUGUAAAGUUGGCAGCUUCAACAUCGACCAUUACAGAUCCAGGCCAGGGCAAGGCUGGCACUGUGGCCACUAUGAAGGAGUCGUUCUGCAGUGCAAGGAGACAGCUGUGACCGCAGCCAAAGUCCUGGAAGGCUCCCACCAGCAACAUGGCUUCUUGUCCAUCACCUACACUCAGGCUGUCACCAAAAACGUUCGACACAAACUCACAACUCGACCCGAGCGUCUACCCCGGAGCAGCAGCACCACUGCUGGUCACAGAGUGUCCCCUGACCCCCUGGCCGACAGUGCACCCCAAUAUCUGAGAGAGAUCCUGCUCACUGCACAGCCCUUUGACAUGGUGCUCUCCUGCCCAUUGCUGGCCACUGUGGCAGGGGUUUUUCAGACAACUGUCCCAAGACGUUACAGGGAGCGUGGGAAGUCAACUGGUCAGCCAAUGAGAAACCACACACUGACCUCACGCAGCCUGCCUCUCAUCUACAUCAACACCAGUGUGAUCCGGGUCUUCUGCCCUGGUUCACAGGACCAGCACUCCCCCGCAGCUGAUCCACUCUUGAAGAAAGAAGACACCCUAGUGUUAAAGCUGGGUUCUUUAAGCAUGGCUCCACAAGCUGAUAACCCUUUGACUCGCACAGUGUUACGGAAAGAUAUCUACCAGCGUGCAUUAAACCUUGGCAUCCUGCGGGACCCCGGUUCAGAAGUGGAGGACCGCCAGUACCAGGUGGAUCUCACGUCCAUCAACAUCGGCACAGCCCAGUGGGAGCAGCUCAAACCGGACAAGGAGGGGGUCAAAGGAGGCCUGUCUGCCGAGACCGAGAGGAGCUCCCAGAACCCAGCGCUGGAGUGGAACAUGGCCAGCAGCAUUAGGAGGCACCAGGAGCGACGGGCCAUCCUCACACCCAUCUUAACAGACUUCUCUGUUCGGGUGACUGCAGCUCCUGCCAUAAUCUUCAGCAAGAAUCUCUCCCCGGAUAGCGCACAAGCAGAGGAGGUGGUGGUGUGUGGUCACUCUCUGGAGGUGAACCUGACCAGCAGCCUGGACUUCUACCUCAGUGUGGCCCAGGUGCAGCUCCUCCAACAGCUCCUCCGGGACAACAUGAUCGGUGUGGAAACGGGUCAGAGAGGAACGGAGGUGCGUCGACAUGAGCAGAAGCUCCGCAGUCGGGAUACCUCUGUAGGGGUAGAGGCCCCAUCCCGGCACAGUGGUACAGGGCAGGACAGUGGCUUUGGCAGUGACAGUGCACACAUCAGAAUUGUCCAAAUUGAGCAACAGAGUGGAGCCAGCCACCACUGCCUGGCCCGACCAUCCCACAAGUCCACCAUCACCAAAAACCUCAGCUUCAUCCCCUUUGACAUCUUCCUCACUGCUAGCAGACUGUCAGUCAUGACCUACGCCUGCUCUAAUCCCCCAUUAUCUGACACACCCAGUACACCUGAGAAGAAGGACCCUGCUGAAAAAAUGGGAAAGAGUGCCUUGAACCAGCCUGAAGUGCAAUCUGUCUCUCCUCCAAUCUCUCCGUCACCCACUCCGGAUGGACCUUUGGCAGCGGCUCAGGGGUCUCUGGCAGGGUUAACGGCAGAGGACAUACUGAACAGUAACAUGUCUCAGCCUGCCUCUCCACUGAUGAGGGGCAGCCUGCUCUCACUGGAGGGUCUGCCCAUCCCCAGCCGCUCCUCUGCCCGCCAGGCCUUGGGGGUGACUAUAGUAAGGCAGCCAGGGCGCAGGGGGCCCGGGGACCAGCUUUUGGAACCCUUGCUGUACCUCCAGGUGAUGCAGCCCUCCAUCCUGCUCAGCUGCCAUCACAGAAAGCAGAGGAUAGAACUGUCUGUGUUUGAUGUGGCCUUAAGAGGAGUGGCCUCAGACUACAAGUGCCUUGACCUGGGGAAGACAUUGCCAGAGUCUCUAGAUUACAACGUGUCCUGGCUACAGACAGUAGCCGGAGAAGUGGACAGUAAAACGGGCAUCCCUCCCCCUCUGCUCUGUCUCCAGGUCAAAGACUUCCUCAAUGGACCAGCUGAACUCAACAUAGAGUUUUCACGCCCUCUGAAGAUCAACCCCACACUGGCGAAGCUGGAGCAAGCCAAGUCUUAUCUGAAGAAGGUGUACCCAAGUUACCCUUGGGACAUUUCCAGCACCAAAUCAUCAACCAGCUCCUCCAGCCCACGCUCUUCACCCUCCAAGACUCGGACCAGUACCCCCCGACUGGACACUCACCACCAGGCCCCAGUGGGUACUUUUGGGGCUCUAGGUGUCACUUUUCAUAAGGUUUCCGUCCACACGGCCCAGAUCGUCAUUGUGAUGGAGACAGAAGCCCACCCGAAGAAACCAAGCGUGGCCUUAUCCAUGUCUGCAAUGAAGGGGAGUCUCAACUUCAAAUCUGGACCAAGGGCUGAAGACCCAGUCCAAGCUGCAUCAGUGCUUUUGGAGGUGCAGGACUUGCUGGUGAAGACAGGCCUUGGGGAGCGUGUCCAUGUGCUGCUCGGACCCUUCUCCUGCCGGACAUCCCUGGAGGCACGCUGGUGUCGGCACAGCGGCAGCCCGGGACCAGAACCCGGAGCCCCCAAGCUCCUGUUGGACCUGAGGGGGGGGCUACUGCAGCUGUUUUGGGGCCAGGAGCAUCUGAACUGCCUGAAGCUUAUAGAUGAGCACCUCCGCUUGUACCUUCAGUUGGACAAAGGGGCGACAACGGAGCCAUGUUUGGGACCUGCCUGUCACACCCAGCCCCCUGCCUCCCCUGCAUCCCCCUCGCCUCGCACUGAACACAGCUCUGACGACCUGCGUACAGGACACUUCCAAUACAUGCAGGACUCAGCUUUGCAGCGGCAACCUGGACCCCAUGAGGUUGUGUUUUAUAGUGAAACUGAAGACUGUCCUGGAGUAAUGUUGUGGAGGUACCCCGAGCCCCGUGUCCUAACCUUUGUGAGGAUUACACCCAUCCCUUUCAACACCACUGAAGAUCCAGAGAUCAGCACUGCAGACCUGGGAGACAUCCUGCAGGUGCCAUGCAGCCUGGAGUACUGGGACGAGCUGCAGCAAGCCUUUGUGCCUUAUCGGGAGUUCAGCUUGUCAGAGAGCAGUCCCUGCCAGCUGCACCUGCCUAGCCUGAGCCUGACGGAGCAGCAGAAAGAGCUGGUGGCCUCAGACCUGUGGAGGAUCGUGCUCAAUAACAACGGAGAGGGCGGAGAUGAACAGAGCUUGGACAGUGACUGUGGCUCAGUGCUACACUGUGAUCAGCUGGUCUCGCCCAUGGCCCUGGCUGCCUGUACUCGUGUGGACUCCUGCUUUGCUCCGUGGUUUGUCCCGUCACUCGGGGUGUCUCUAAAACUUGCCCAAAUGGAAGUGCACCUCUGUCAUCACCUAGAGCAGCUGGGCACAGUUCCUCCACAUAGACUCCGCCCCUUCCUGCCAGACAGGAAGUUGCCUCAGGAGCAGGAGUUCAUGGUGACCAGUGCCCGGGAGCCUCGGGUCCUUUUACGUCAAUGGAGCAAUGGGCCACGCUACUGUCAAGAGUUCAACUUUUCCACGCAACUGGAAUGCAAGCUUUUAGAGUACCGGAAUCUAACACAACUUCAGCUAGUACAACCCUGUCUGCUACAGGGUCAGGCCACUGCCUCGUGCUGUCCGCAGUCCACCAUGUUAGAUGCAAAUGUGUUUGUGGACCCAGUCUUUUUCAGGAUCAGCCAAUAUGCCAUUCACACAGUGGACACAGCUUUGAAAAGCUGGCAACAGAAUGGUGACCCUGAGGCAGAGGAGCUUGUGUACAGCCACUAUGUGAUCUGUAACGACACUCACGAGACACUGCGCUUUGGUCAGGUGGACACAGACGAGAAUGUGCUGCUGGCCAGCCUCCACAGUCAUCAGUACAGCUGGAGGUCUCACAAGUCCCCACAGCUGCUGCACAUCUGUAUCGAGGGUUGGGGGAACUGGCGCUGGUCUGAGGCCUUCAGCAUUGACAACGUGGGGACUCUGCUGCGGACCAUCCAAUACAAGGGCCGCACUGCCUCACUCAUUAUCAAGGUCCAGCAGCUCACUGGGGUGCAGAGACAGGUGAUAAUCUGUGGCAGGCAGGUGAUGUGUAGUUAUUUGAACCAGGACAUUGAGUUGCGAGUUGUGCAGCAUUAUGUGGGCUCCGACAGUCAGACGGUGGUGAAGGAGCACUGUGACUGCCUGGAGGCCGGGGGUAAACUGCCCUCUUACGUGCUGGAAGACGCAGAGAUGACAGAACUGUGUUUACGGGCUAAAGGAGACGAAGAUUGGUCCCAGGACGUACAGCUAGAGAGGAGGGACAAGACCACCUCCAGCUCUGUGGUUCAGGUUCCAUGUUCCAGUGGAUCGUUGCUGUACGUCUGGUGCACCCUCAUCACCCUUGAACCUGAUACUCACAUGCAGCAGAGAGUGGUAGUGUUCAGUCCUCUGUUUGUGAUGCGAAGCCACCUCCCUGACCCUGUGAUUGUCCAUGUGGAGAAGAGGAACCUGGGGCUGAGAGAGAGUCAGCUCAUCCUGGGACAAGGCCACCAAGAGCCACUACUAAACACAGAAGCUGACCAGACACACCAUCUCACCUUCCAAGCCAGGGAAGAUGAAGACGCAUCCAACUGUGCAGUGCCCAUCUCCACAAGCCUGAUCAAACAGAUCUUAAGCAAAACAGGAAGUCAAGACAAUCUGGAUUUCAUCCUAAAUGACUUCUAUGGAGCAAAGACAUCCACCGAGCUGGAAUGGCCAUAUGUCUCCAAGGACAGUGACAGGCCUGUGUCAGACCCCUUGGCUCAGUGGGACAGUCCCAUGCAGGUGAAGCUGUCCUGCUGGAAGCCUGGUCUGAACACACUGCUGGUGGAGCUGCUGCCCUGGGCUCUGCUGGCCAAUCACUCCCAGUGGGACCUGUGGCUGUUUGAGGGGGAGACCAUUGUGCUGCAGAUACCAGCCGGGAAGAUCAUAGUGCCUCCCAACUUUAAGGAGGCUUUUCAGAUUGGCAUCUACUGGGCCCACACCAACACUGUCCACAAAUCCACUGCUCUCAAACUGGUGCAUGAUGUGACGUCUCCGCGGUGGAAGGAAGGGCUGAGCUCCGAGGUGGUCACCUUGGACGAGGAGGGCUUUGUGGAGGCAGAUAUAACCCUCGGAGCUUUCCCCGGCACGCAGAAGCUCUGCCAGUUUUGUGUGUCUUCAGUCGUAAGACACGGCAUCCAAAUCCUUCAAAUCGAGGACAGGACAGUUUUGGUCAACAACACUUCUUACACCAUACAAUACAGACCUCUGCUGACAAAGCACUCUCUGGGAAGCGACGACCAGGCCUGUCAGAUCCCAGAGAGUUCCGUGCUCGCUCUUCCUCCAUGUGAGCAGGCGUCCCAGGGGAGACCUUGCUCGGUGCCCUGCUGGGACCUCCUCCACACUGGGGCCCAGGGCAGUGUGGCGUUCCCUCUGCCGCUCAAACACAUGUGCUUCAGUCUCCUCCCACAGCCUGCACCCUCCCAGUGGAGUCUGCCCAUCCCAGUGCGCACAGACCUGCACCGUCUCAGUGUAGCCGUGCUUGGGGAAGUGGACUGUUGGGGUGGCCCAUGCAGCAGAGCUUUGGUACUGACAUAUCAGGAGCACCUCGGGGUGACAUACAUUACUCUAAAUGAAGACCCCUGCCCACGCAUGAUCAUCCAUAACAAGUGCCCUCUCCCUUUGCUGCUAAAAGAGAUUUGUAAAGAGACUCCCAGGACUGAGCUCUACUGCCUUCCUUUGCCUGCUAAUAGCUCCCUGCACCAUGAGCUGUACCAUCACUUCUCCACUUUCCCAGAGUGCAAACAGAAAGAUGCACUUCCCUCUCUGCAGCUAAAGACUACCUCAGACCACUGCACUCCAGAUUGGACCGACCCCAUAGACAUUAACUGCCCAGGCACUCAGGUGGUGUUCCUGGCAGGCUUUGGCUGCCUCUACAUCCAUGUGUCUUAUGAGAGGGGGACUCUGGUCUUGUCUUUGGCACCAGAGGGCAGCAUGGACCCUGUAAUCUACCCUCACAGCAGGAGUCCGAAGCUGUCCUUCAGAGUGCUCCUGAGUGAAGCUAGUGUGGUCCUAAAUGAUGACAUCACAAAUCCGUCUGGUUCAGUGGAGCUGCUCAGAAUGACUCUAACUAAAGUGCUCCUGAAUCUGUCCCCUGCUCCUGUCCUAUUGCCAACGGACACACAAGAGGACCCUACUGCAGACUCCCCCACUGUCUCACCCCUAAUAUCUGAUGGCUCUAUGGUUCAAGUCUACUGCUCCAGCCUGCAAGUGGACAACCAAUUAUACAACCGGGCCAGUUUCCACUUCCCUGUGCUGCUGUGUCAGGACCAGCGGGGGGCAGUGGAGAGUGGGGGCCUCUGGAGCAGCGACACUGACCCCUUUGACAGUCCUGAGACACUGGAGGAGUUCAAACGCUCCUGUUUUUUGACUCUUCAAGUCAACCUGGCUACAGACCUAUGCACAAUAGAGGAGGUCAUUUUCCAUCUGCAGCCGGCCAGAGUCUACCUCGAAGACACCUUUGUUUACUACAUCAAGACUUUGUUCCACACGUACAUCCCGGCAGCAGCAGAGAGGAGCAGCACGGAGAGGCUUGGACUUGUGCCCAGAGUCCCACAACAGGUUGUCCAGUCAGUGCAGGCCCUGGUCCACCCUGUGCGGCUGCAGAGACUGACCAUUGAGCCGGUGCACCUCCUGGUCAGUAUCCACGCCUCUCUGAAGCUGUACAUCGCAUCAGACCACACACCUCUGUCCUUCUCCCUGUUUGAGAGGGGGCUGCUCUUCACCACAGCCCGACAGCUGGUACACGCUCUGGCCAUGCACUACGCUGCAGGGGCACUCUUCAGAGCAGGUUGGGUGGUGGGCUCCUUGGAGAUCCUGGGCAGUCCUGCCAGUCUGGUGCGGAGCAUUGGUAAUGGUGUAUCAGAUUUCUUUCGGCUGCCGUACGAAGGCUUGACCCGCGGCCCUGGAGCCUUUGUCAGUGGCGUGUCCCGAGGAACCACCUCCUUUGUCAAACACAUUUCCAAAGGCACACUGACCUCCAUCACCAACCUGGCAACCAGCCUGGCCCGCAACAUGGACCGGCUGUCCCUGGACGAGGAGCACUACACGCGUCAGGAGGAGUGGAGGAGGCAGCUGCCAGAAAGCCUGGGAGACGGGCUCAGACAGGGGCUGUCACGAUUGGGGAUCAGCCUGUUAGGAGCCAUAGCCGGCAUCGUGGACCAGCCCAUGCAGAACUUCCAGAGGAACUGGGAGCUGCAGAGUUCAACCGGGAGCACAGCCAAAGGGGUCAUCUCUGGAGUGGGGAAAGGCAUUGUGGGAGUUUUCACCAAACCCAUCGGAGGAGCGGCCGAGCUGGUGUCCCAGACUGGAUACGGGAUCCUUCACGGAGCAGGACUGUGGCAGCUCCCAAAACAGCUAUACCUGCCCAUAGAGGAGAAGUCAGCCCAGGCCCCCAACAGCCACCUCAAAUAUGUCUGGAAAAUGCUGCAGUCACUGGGCCGGCCAGAGGUGCACAUGGCACUGGAGGUGACCAUCGUGAGCGGGUCGGGGCAGGAGCACGCGGGCUGCCUACUCCUCACUUCAGACGUCCUCUUUGUCGUCAGUCUGAGCGAGGACACACAGCAGCAGGCCUUUCCCAUCACAGAGGUGGAGUGUGAGCAGGACCCAGGUCAAAAGGGUGAAUUGACUCUCACCUUACAGCAGCAGACAGUGACCAGUGACCCUGAGAGCGACGGUGUGCGUGAGCGUCUUUCGGAGCAGCAGUACAAACGCCUGGUGGACUUUGUGAGCCGCUCAUGUCAGUUCCUGGCCCCAUCCAGCACCUCUCUCCAGCUGCAGCCCGCCGUCAGCCUCGCCAAGCCCCCGCCCUCUGUCACCAAGACCUACCGAUACCUGGUGGACCCCGCUUUUGCCAAAGUGUUUGUCAGUAAGUUCCACACGGUCAAGAACAAAGCCUUAAGAAUUGGAUUUCACUAAGUUGAAGACUUUUUUGUGUAAUUUGUCCCCAUUUGGUACCUUACCUUGAUGUGCCCUGUAGAAUGCUAGUAACAUUUUAAAACAACUCUGGAUUUGCUUAUUUUUGUCUGUGAAGCAACUGUAAAACACUAUCGUAAAUACCCACAUGGUCAUUAGACUCCUGUGUAAUCUUUAUACGUUUUAGUUUUAUCCUCCACAUUUUACCGUGUCAUCUUUAAACAUUGAGUCACAAACACAAUGUUUGUGUAAUUGCAGUGCGCAUUUUUUUUGGUCUAUAUGUAAAAUCGGCUGAACAAUUUUUAACUACAGAUUUAUUAAUGUUUUUACAGCAAUUGUGAGCUUUUUCCUCAGAAUAUUAUUAAGACUACUUUGUAAACGUGUCUAGUUUAUAUGUAUAUAUAAGAGUUCAAAAGCAAAAACAGAUUUCUCUGUUUUGAAAGUUUGAUGGCAGUAAAAUAGAUUUGGCUUUUGGAAAUAUUACUAUACUAAGUGUAAACUGCAAACCUCCAAUCAAUUUUUCAAACUUACAUGUUUUUGCAAAUGAACUCUUCAUGUAAUAUAAUAUACAGAGUUAAUAUAGAGAGAGAGAGAUCUCAAAGUUAAAACAUAGAGGCCUUAACGUUGUCGUUUUGCAUUAAAAAAAAUGGGAAAACUGUAUUGAGGGAAGUAAUGUUGUUAUGACACUGGUCGUGUAUGAUGUUUUUGUAAAAUAUAUUUGUUUUCACACAAAGUGGUAUUAUAUCCAAAUAGGGGUUGUAAAGCACACUAUUUCAAGUCCACAUGUAUUUAUCCUUACUAAAAUAUUUGUGAUUGAGAUACAAAGAUGAACACUAUGAAAACUACUGAUUAUUAGACACAUUACAUUAAGUGACAUACUUGCAUAACAGAAAGUCUAUGUCCCAUGUUCACAUGAUGGAUAGAUCUAAACAGGGUGCACCAUAGUAAUUGAAAUUUGAAAUACUGCGAUCAUAUGUUGGCACAUAAAAUAUUAUUAUAUAAAUAAAUAGAAAUAUUUACAUAUUUUUGACUGGAUCUUGCUAAACUCAAAGCAAAAUGCAAAUAUGAAGCCCACACAGAGUAGUAUUAAUUAUCAAUGAGAAAUACUGUGCAGGCCUGUUGACUAUCGUCACCUAUGUCUUUGAAUAUUUUAGGCUGCAAUGGACCAAGUGUGUGCUUUAGUGUUAAAUGCAGCUUUUGGAUCUGACUGAAAUGCUGCACGGUCUCUUUCCUCACUGUAGCUGUCCUUGUUUACUCUGUCCUCCUCCAAGUCUGUCUGAUGCCAAUGUAAAGUGCAAUAUUAUCAAAAUGUUGAUUGACGCCCCAUGUACCAGCUGUCAACCAAAAUGUUUGUAGAGAUGAUGUAAGUUUAGUUUCUCAAGAACACUGAAAGUCGUUACUCUUGUUGCCAAUCCCUGAUGAUGCAAAUGUUGGUUAAUGCCUUUUUAUUGUGUGAGACUAAUGGCUUUGUAAAUGGAUAAUAUAUGAGAGAAUUGUUUUAAU